Messenger RNA from Amaranthus tricolor (Joseph's coat), 2066 nucleotides. Its product is annotated as protein EFFECTOR OF TRANSCRIPTION 2-like. The record is from RefSeq and is a predicted model, not a curated record. Gene Ontology annotation, molecular function: DNA binding. Bases 71 to 1339 code for a protein of 422 amino acids. Gene Ontology annotation, biological process: regulation of DNA-templated transcription. The transcript has 2 exons. Lineage: Eukaryota; Viridiplantae; Streptophyta; Magnoliopsida; Caryophyllales; Amaranthaceae.
CAAACAUAAAAGCUACCCCUAUAAAACUCCCCCUAAAACCAAACGGUCACUUAUUAUAUCAAUCCUCCAAAUGGGAGGACCAAACCCAAAUCCAAACCACCAAAUCCCCAAAACCACCAUAACCAGCUACCCAUCAAGGCUGAAAAGAGAGAAUUUCCAAAGAACAAAACACGAUAAAUCCUUCUCCAAAUGGAAAAUCUUAAUUGGACCAUCAGAUUGGGAAGAUUAUAAGGCCAGCAAAGAAGGCGCAGAGAGAUACAGAGUAGCAAAUCUCCCAUCUGUAUGUGGGCCCGGAUUGUAUGAGAUUGGGGUGGCUGUUUGUGCUACCGGGUCGGGUCGAGAUGUGGAUAAGCUUGGAUCCGGAUCCGAAUCCAUUGUUGUGGUAUACUUAGGUCAAGCUGAUAAUGUUAAGUCUAGGCUUCAACAUUAUGGUCGUUCUGGAUCUCAUUUGGUUAAUGGAUUUGGAUUAUUUAAAGAUGUUUUCUCGAGAGGAUUUCCCAUUGUUUAUAGAUGGGCACCUAUGAGUAGCAAAAGUGAAGCCGAAAGGACUGAAGCUAAGCUGCUCAAAAGAUUUGAUUAUGCAUGGAACAAACUAGGAAAUGAUGCACGUCGUCCUAAUGACGUUCUAAACAAAAUUGAAAAGAUUUCAUCUCAAAACAUUAAUGUUCCUAAGAUUGUCAAGAUGUUACAAUCUCUCCGCGAGCAAAAGGUUGGAAUUCCUAUCAAAGCGGAGAAGUUGCCCUCGUUUGAGAAGAAACCUAAUUAUGAUAUUUAUAGUGAAACCGUAAGUUUCUUUGAUCGAAUUUUCAAGUUUUCUCGCUCACAACUUCGAUUAGUACCUCAUUUCAAUUUUGAGGUGAUCACCGAGAAGAUGGAGAAUGGUCAUGUUUGUGGAGUGCUUUUGAGUGAUGGAUCCGUUUGUAAUGAUCCGCCUGUUAAAGGGAGAAAACGGUGUGCCAAGCACAAAGGAAGGAGAUUAACGAGUGUGUCGAACAAGACGAGCAUUACUUUUCCAUCCAUCGACCGUUCAAAUAUGGAUGUUAAGGACAAUUUCCCUCUUAUUUGUGGUGUUAUAUUGCUCGAUGGAUCUCCGUGUGCAAAGCCGCCAUUUACUGGUAGAAAGAGAUGUGAGGAGCAUAAAGGUAUGAGGAUUAACCAUAUUAUGUCCACGUCUUUGAACCUUAAACUAGUAACCGAAAAGCAUCUCUCGAAUCUCAACCUUGUAGACUAUUGUGGUGUGAAUUUGGGUGACGGGAAGUUUUGCGAUAGGCAGCCAGUGAAAGGAAGAAAGAGGUGUGAGCAGCAUAAAGGGAAGCGAGUCAAUGCAUUUGUCUCUUAACUUAUUUCCAAAAAAUCAACGGCCUAAUGCAGGGCAUAACAAUGUUCAUGCCCUACCAAUCUCAGAUGUUGGCCGUACCAAUACAUGAUUAUUUCAUUCUAUUGCUAUUGCAGUGCAUAUUAUCUUCAUACCCAGUAUUCCGCUCAUAAAAAACUAUAAUCAGUGUUUUUGGAGGGAAGUAAGGCAGAAACCCAUACCCAUAAAAGAGGAGGCUAUACCCAUAAAAGAGGAGGCUGCCAAAGAGUCACUCGGCUCGAAAUCUUCAGAAAAAGAUGUUCCUGCAACUGUUAUUAGAGCUCAACCGCUGCCACAACAAGGCGGAUAAGUUCUUAACAAUAACUUAUUGGAGUGCAUAUUCUUGGUCUUUUGUUUUCAUUUGCAAGUCUUUUUCGAGCUGAGGGUCUCUCUAAUCGCACCCUCCUUAUCUCCUUGAUAAGAGUGUAUGAUUUGCCAUCUUCCUUUCUCUAGAUCUGAUCAUAACUUCUAUAAAGUGAGGUAAAUUGAGCAUGAUGAUGAUUUUUUUUUUUAAUUUUUAUUCAAAUUUAUACACACAGGGUUAUUCUAUAAUCCAACUAUAGCAUGUUGAAAGUGUACAAUCAACAAUGAAAGAAGCAAUGUAAAACAAGGAGUGUAUCUUUGUUCCUUUUUCUUUAUUUUUUAAAAUUUUAUUUUGAAUUAGGGUUAGGAUGUACUUUGAUUUAUCGGAAAUGAAGAACAAAUUUAUGUA